AUGGCCAAUAUUCAGACAGAGACACAGACAGUAGCAGGAUCAAUUGGAGGACAGUCUAUGACACCUAAAGGAAGCAAUCGAAUGCUUGAUAGGAUGAACAGUUUAAGGUCUACGGACUCACAGGGUGUGGCUACUGGAUGUCGUAAACGGUACAAGAUUAUCAAGAUUAAUGACGGGAUAAAUGAUUCGAAGCGUGAGAGGAUUCCAGAAAGUUUAGAUGGAGAAGAAAGAGAAGACUUUUUUGUGUCCAAUGAAGUCACCACAUCACAGUACACGUGGUGGAGCUUUGUUCCUGUCUUCCUGUACUUGACUUUCCAGAAGACGGCCAAUUUGUAUUUCUUGCUGAUUGGUAUUCUCCAGAUGAUUCCGGCGGUUUCUCCUACUCAGGGGGUCCCUUUACAAUUUGGCCCUCUUGCGAUCGUAAUCGUCAUUGAUGCCGUCUUUGCCGGCUAUGAAGAUUACAAGCGACACAUGGCAGACGACCUUGUCAACUCGGCCAAGACGCAUGUGUUCAAUCGCCAACUGCGCGAGUUCGAAGAGGUCGAAUGGCGCGAGAUCAAAGUAGGAGACUUUGUCAAGGUGGCCAAUCGCGAAAUUUUGCCGGCGGAUAUCAUGAUCAUGGCUGUAAUCCCUGCUGAAGGAGUACGCGCUGACGGGAACACAGGUCUGUGCUACGUGGAAACGAAGAAUCUUGAUGGCGAGACAAACCUCAAAAUGCGCGAGGCGCCCUCGUGUACACGAAAUGUGUUUAUGAAUGAGGAAGAAGCCGGGUACAUUAUUCAAGGAUAUGUGGAGAGUGAGCUCCCAAAUGGUGAUAUUAAUUCAUACGUGGGUACGAUGUAUCUGGAUGAGAAUUUGAAUGGGGCUAGUGCUGAGGGGGUCCCGCUCACAUUGAAGAAUAUGCUGCUUCGUGGUAGUAAAUUGCGCAACACAAGCUACGUGUAUGGUUUGGUGGUGAACACUGGUGUCGACAGCAAGAUUAUGAUGAGUUCUGGCGACGAAUUUUCUGUAAAGAUUUCGUCGAUUGACGAGAUGACCAAUAAGCAAGUGAUUGUAGUGGUCGUCAUUUUAUUUCUAAUGUCGCUUAUUGGUGCCAUCGGAGACCGAUCACGGAUGGAAAACCCUAUCGUUCCAGUAUAUUUGCAAUUAAAAAGCUGGCGUGACGGUUUCAUCGUUAUGUUUGUUUACUUUUUCAUAACACUCGCCUCAAUGGUGCCAAUUACGCUCUAUGUGUCUAUCACGCUUGUGAAAGCUCUGCAAGGAUAUUUCAUGGAAAACGAUCUGGAUAUGUAUGACGAAGAGAGCGAUACCCCCGUCAAGGUUCGCAACAUGCAGCUCAACGAGCAGUUGGGUCAGAUUUCACACAUCUUCUCGGACAAGACGGGCACGCUCACUUGUAAUAAAAUGGAAUUUCGGAAGUGCAGUAUCGGCGGUCGGAGUUACGGCAAGGGAACUACGGCUAUUGGUAUUGCUGCCCGCAUGCGAAAUGAUUUUGGAGGAGAUCGAACUGUGGACGAAGAAUCCGCGAGUGAGAUCAAUGUGGAUGCACACAUGGAAAUUCCAGCCCUUAAUGUAAAUUUUAAAGAUAAGACCAUGUGGCAAGAUAUGCAGGCCAAGGAUGACCAACAAAGCGGAAAGAUCGAAGAGUUUAUGACCCUGCUGGCGUUGUGCCAUGGCGUUUUGAUUGAGCGCUUUGAUCCAACUGAAGAGGAUACAAGCCCUUCUGUUAAGUACUCAGCUUCUUCCCCGGAUGAACUCGCUCUUGUUUGUGGUGCCAAGUACUUUGGUUACGAGUUUGUAGACCGCAAACCUGGAAGUGUGUCGAUCAAGAAACCCGAUGGUGCCGUGAAUCAGUACGAUAUCCUAGAAGUCUUUGAGUUUGACUCGACUCGAAAACGCAUGUCUGUUAUAGUGCAGCGACGGAAACGCGACGAUGAACUCCGCUUGAUGUCGGAAAGCGACGAGGACGACGUACUAGUAUUUACCAAGGGAGCUGAUAGCAUGCUAUUCCCUCGCCUCAAUCCGAUGUCUGCAAACAAUGAACAAAUUCGUGAAGCAACAGAGAAGCAUUUGGAAGCUUUCGCACAAGAUGGGCUCCGAACACUGGUCGUUUGUACGAAAACACUUAAACCUCAAGUUUGGAAACAAUUUCACGCACAAUAUCGCCAAGUAUGUGCUGAUCUAAAUGAAGUUGAGGCGAAGUCACGUGGUGAACCAAACGAAAUUGACAAGCUUCAGGAUCAGCUGGAGUCAAACCUGGAAUUACUUGGUGCUACUGCUAUUGAAGAUCGCUUGCAGGAUGGUGUACCCGAAACAAUGGAAUCCUUAGCUAAAGCUGGAAUUUGUAUAUGGGUGCUUACGGGGGACAUGGAGGAGACGGCCAUUAACAUUGGUUACGCUUGCCGCUUGCUUAACAAUGACAUGAAGCGACACGUGAUCAAUGCGGCAAAGUAUCGGACGAAGGGCUCAAUUUUACGAAAGCUUGAUAAGAUUUUCCACUCAAUUUACGACGCUAAUGGUGAUGCUUCGCAUUCAUCACCUGUGGCUGCUCACUCGGUCUUAUCGCCGUCGUCUGGCCAAGUUGAGAACGCGCUCGUUAUUGACGGCGCGUCGCUGAACAAGAUCUUGGAUGACCCGCUACACAACUUACACCUUCUUCGUGUGUCGCUUCUGUGCAAGGUCGUGGUCGCUUGUCGUGUAUCGCCUCAGCAAAAAGCCCAGCUGGUCGAAUUAGUGAAGCUAAAUGUUCCCGAGUCACAUACGCUUUCGAUAGGUGACGGCGCCAAUGACGUUCCUAUGAUUCAGAGUGCUCACAUUGGAAUUGGUAUUAGUGGCCAAGAGGGUUUGCAAGCUGUCAACAGCUCCGACUACGCGUUGGGUCAGUUUCGAUUUUUGCGUAAUUUGAUUUUGGUUCAUGGACGGUGGAAUUACAAUCGCAUCUCGGCACUCGUCGUGUACACGUUUUACAAAAACAUUGCUUACAAUGUGUCCAUGUUCUGGUACGCGUUGUGGCCAACGGCGUACUUGGGCACGAUGGUUUACUCAGCAUUUAUCCAGCAGGGCUACAACCUUUUCUUUACGGCUCUUCCGAUUGUUGUUUUUUCGGCCUAUGACAGAGAUCUGCCAAAGAAAACGGUGCUGGAGUUUCCAACUCUGUAUCACGCAGAGGUGCGCAAGACAAGCUUUUUCUCAUACGUCAUGUUCUGGAAGUGGAUUUUACUGGGUAUUAUCGAUUCUGUCGGAAUUUACUACUCGAUUUUAGCAAGUGGCUGGAAUAUCGAACGCGGAGGCAAUUCAAUCGAGUUACUGUCGAUGCAGACCCUCGGCUGGACUAUACUAACCAUCGUUGUCAAUGCACGGUUUUGUUUAAUGGUGAACUCAUGGGACGUUCUUGAGAUUGGAAGCAUGACUAUUUCGAUUAUGAUGAUUUACAUGUGUCAAUAUGUGGUUGACCAGAUCAACUGGUCGUACGACACGGAUUCGUUGCCGUGGCAAUUCGGCCGCCCUCAAUUCUGGCUUGGCCAAUUAUUUGCCGUCGUUGCCAUUUUGCUCAAGGACUUCUUUUAUGCGGUGUAUCGUCGUCGUUUUGUUCCAGAGUAUAUAGAUCUAGUGAAGGAGUCACAAGACGAAAAAUCCUUGAUUUCGCGCGAGAAAUUGGCGGAGUAUAAGCCUCGUCAGGUCAAUUAUCUGAACCCGGAGCUGGCUGGUAUGAUUGACUACGAGGACCGUCGCGUGCAUGAGAGUGUACCCGUUAGGUUCACGGCUCCUGGCCGUUCAAAGCUGUAUACGGGCUUCGCGUUCGACCAGCCAGCCAACAUCGUUAACUGGAUCUUGACUGGAACGAACAACAACGGAGGUCAAGAUUGUCGAAAAAGUAUAAACGCGGAUGUACGCAACGCCAUUUUGAACUCGAACGACCCAGUAUUCUUCGAGAACCAGCGCUACCAGCCAUUUUGUGGAUAUGGCAGCUCGUUCCCAGGCUACCUUUUGCCGACAGAUCGCAAGCGUUGGAGCGAUCGUUCAGGCAAGACAAGCGCUCAAGUUAUUCCUUUAGCUGGCUUGGAGCUCAACCUGGACGUACCUUGGUGCGAUGCCGACGGUUGGGUGUACGAGAACGACUUUGCCUUCUUUCCUUCGACGCCUUCCAAUGCGGACGAUACAGAGGAGGACGAUGAGGAUCUAAGUGUGAGUCCUGCUGACAUGCGAAGCAGCACGAACGUGCUGUCAUCUCGAAAGAAGAACAAGAAGAAAAAGGUUAAGAAGCCGCGUCCGCACCACGGUUUGGUGCGUCGUCGCGAGUGGAAGCUCUCGGAGGAGUACAAGACGCAGGAGGAGGCUCGACGAUCAUCGAAUUUCAGCAACAUUUCUGCGGUGCAAGUUGACGACGAGGCUAGACAGUCGAAACUAUCUACCUAA
Molecule: messenger RNA, 4416 nt
Organism: Peronospora farinosa
Lineage: Eukaryota; Oomycota; Peronosporomycetes; Peronosporales; Peronosporaceae
Source: the annotation of a GenBank genome assembly